CCCUCCAGGUUCCUCUCCCUCAGCCUUUUCGCACUCCCUCCACUAUCACUUCGUGGUUAUGUCCGAGCCCGGCUUGGGGCGGCCCCAGUUCCUUCUCACGGCUCACUUGGAUGGUCAACUUUUUGCUUCCUACGACAAUGAGGGGAAGAACUGGGAGCCUCGGGAGCCCUGGAUGGAGGAGAUGAUCCAGGUGGACACCGAGUAUUUGGACUGGCUCAACCGAAAUGCCAGAAACACCGAGCACCUCCUGAAGUGGCAGAUCCGGACCGUGAUGAGUCGCUACAACCACAGCGGAGGGUUCCACACCCUCCAGUGGCUGUUCGGCUGUGAACUGAGCCAGGAUGGACUCAAGGCCGGGGUCAACAAGUUCAGCUACGACGGGAAGGAGGCCCUCAGCUUCGAUAAGGACACCCUGACCUGGACAGCCUACGAUCCUGUUGGCCAGGAGUACAAAAGGGAAUGGGAAUCCAAGCCGGGACGCACCCAGCGCUCGAAACACUACCUGGAAGAGAAAUGCAUAGGCAUGUUGCGCCAAUUCCUGAAAUUUGACAAGAAGGAGCUGCAGAGAAGAGUGGCUCCAGAUGUGAAGGUGGUUCACAAAAAGGGCCGUGAUGGUGCCGAGACCCUCGUCUGCCACAUUCACGGUUUCUACCCCAAGGCGAUUGAUGCCACGUGGAAGAAGAACGGGGAGGUGUUGGAAGCCGAGACCGUCCACGGGAAUGUGGUUCCUAACUCGGAUGGGACCUUCCACACCUGGCUCAGUAUUGAGAUUGACCCAGAGGAGCGGGACCAGUAUCAUUGCACCGUGGAGCACGACAGCCUGCUUGGGGAUCCUGACCCAGUUGUGGAGCAGCCUGGGAUCAGUCUGUGGGUGAUGGUUGGUGUGAUCCUCGGGCUCGUUCUCCUGGUUGUGCCUUUGAUCAUCAUCAUCAUCAUGAUCAUAAGACACCGACGAGAAAGGAGCCCUCCAGCCCCCAGUGAAGAAAUGCGGAGUAUAAAUCCACCCCGAAAGCGACGCCAUGUUUUGAUCCAACAGGAACACUAAGGACGCUUUGAAAGGCUCUCCGGGGACCCUGAAGUGAAACCUUAUUAGGCGGGAGUGGCGUGGCGAGUGCCAUCCUGCUGGCAUCCUCCCAGGACGCGCCAGGCAAACCCCAAACCGGUCCUUUGGAGUUGUGGACUUAACUGGCAUUUCCAGGAAGACGUAGUCAUCGUCCUCUGGAAAGUGUGGUUCUCUUGAACGAUAGAGAAGCUUUCCUCAUUCACGCAAAAGUAAGCAGUACAUAAGUGCAAUUAAAAAGGCACCGUUGGGUAAGGCCUUUAAGGAGCACCAAAUGCAUAUUGCAAAAGCCAGCCAUUGAGUCCUCGACAACUUUUUGUCGGACUUGCAAAACCUGGGCAGGAUGUGUGAGGAUAUGGGUUCUGUAGUACUUAUUUUCCAGAGUUUGCAGGUGUUCUGUCUGGGCCUGAGACCAAGAUCUUGCUGUGGAGAAAAAAAAACAAGGCCACAUCUGAAGACUGAAAAAUGAUGCCAUCACAAAGUAGACACUUCCAAGUUAUAGAAGGGGGAUAAGGUAUGUGGGUACACUGGAGGAGGAGAAAAAGAUGGACGACAGUUUAUAGCCUUCUUUGAUUGAUGAAGGAGAUUUAGCCAUGGUGAUUUAGAGCAGCCUAGCCAUUAAGUAGUAAAACGAUGAGCUAGUUCAUACUUUUAUUGUUUUAUGGGAAAGGCUUUUGGGAGUUGGCAUUUAAUCAGUACAAAUUGUCCUUUUUUGUAUUUCUUUUGUUUUAUAGUUUUUUUUUCCUUUUUAAACAUAUGUUUUAUCUGUUACCCAAUUGUGAUCCUUGGGGGAAAAGGUGAGAGUGGCUGAAGGAAGGGUCUUCGCCACAAGGGCUUUAUCUCCUAUUUUUGGUUCUUUGAGUGUCUAUCCUACUUAUUCAGGGUGAUGUGCAAGGUUCAAAGUUCACGGUUAAAGAUUUUUCAGCUUAACGAGGUGAGUCAACUGGAAAUCGAGGGAUAGAAGCCUGCCCAAAGUUGCCCAGUCACUCACCUUCUCAAUAUCACCCAGCCAGGAAUGGAAAGGUGUUGGGCGUUGGGAACGACAGUUUGGCUCCUUCCCUUAAUGGAAUGUCUUCUGUAAGGAGACGCAUUCCUGACAGGAAGGAGGAAGGAGGAAAGACAGUCCGAAGGCAAGCUGGCCGGCAGGGGGCUGCAAGCUGAAACAGAGAGCUUGAGCUGUAGCAUUGUGACAUUGUGUUUCUCAGGAAAUGGGGGAAUUUGCUGACGUUAUUUUACAGUAUCACUCAGAAGUUGUUUCCUCUCAUGCACAAGAUGGCUGUAAUUACAGGAGGCACAGUGAGGAUACUGACCACUACUUUUCGCUAAUAUAGACAGUGGUGCCACGCUUAACGAUGUUAAUUCGUUCCAGCAAAAUCGCUGUAGAGUGAAAAUGUUGUAAAGCAAAAUU
Messenger RNA from Pogona vitticeps (central bearded dragon), 2468 nucleotides. Lineage: Eukaryota; Metazoa; Chordata; Lepidosauria; Squamata; Agamidae. The record is from RefSeq and is a predicted model, not a curated record.